AAAAACUUUCAUUCUCUCUCUCUCCUUCUCCUUCUCCUUCUUCUUUUCCUCUUCUAUCACAGAAAAACUCAAAUUUAGUCAAUCAAAUCAAAUCCCUCCUCUACCAGAUGUUGUUACUUUCUUCUUCCUCCUAAAUAUUUUGAUUUGAUUUUGAUUUUUGAUUUCUCUCCCCCGCCCCCGCCCCCGCCCUUUCAGAUCCCUAUUCCCAUGGCUUCUGGAUCUUACUGGUGUUACAGCUGUAGCCGAUUCGUUUGGGUUUCCGAUUCAAUCUCUUGCCCUGAUUGCGACGGUGGUUUCCUCGAACACAUCCAAGAAUCUCUCGAUUUCACUCCUUCCGAUUCAUUCCACCGCGUCACCACCACUGCUCAGCAUCGCAGCCCUACUCGUUUCCCUCUCCCUUCUUCCUCUUCUUCAUCUAUGCACGCUUCAACCGCCGACAACAGUCCCACCACUCCCACAACCGUGACUCGUACUCGGAGCAGCAACCGAUCUCCUAAUCCUGUUAUCGUCCUCCGUGGAUCUGGUGGUGGUGCUCCUUCUUCUGAUGUCUCCGAAGGUUUAGAUCGAUCUGCUUUUCAGAUGUAUUACGAUGACGGUACUGAUUCUGGUCUUAGACCUUUACCACCUAGUAUGACUGAGUUUUUGCUAGGUUCUGGAUUCGAUCGGUUGUUAGAUCAGAUCUCUCAGAUCGAGCUUAACACCAAUCGUAACAAUCGUUCUUGUGACCAUCCUCCCGCUUCUAAAUCGGCGAUCGAAGCUUUGCCUGUGAUCGAAAUCGAUCCUAAUCAUCUCCAGUCUGAUUCUCAAUCUCACUGCGCUGUUUGUAAAGAGAAUUUUGUUUUGAAAUCCUCGGCUCGUGAGAUGCCUUGUAACCACAUCUAUCAUCCUGAUUGUAUCCUUCCUUGGCUUGCGAUUCGAAACUCUUGUCCCGUUUGCCGUCACGAGCUUCCCCCGGCGGAGGAUACUAGUGAUGGAAACACCGGACCCGGUGGUGCUUUGACGGUUACCGCUUCGGCGGAGGAAGAGGAAGACUCCGCGGCGGGGCUGACGNGACGAUGGAACCUGUGUCUACAACUUUUGAUAUACACACUAGCCAGUAGCCAAUAG
This is a messenger RNA of Camelina sativa (false flax), 1107 nucleotides long. Lineage: Eukaryota; Viridiplantae; Streptophyta; Magnoliopsida; Brassicales; Brassicaceae. The record is from RefSeq and is a predicted model, not a curated record.